This is a messenger RNA of Vicia faba (fava bean), 630 nucleotides long. Lineage: Eukaryota; Viridiplantae; Streptophyta; Magnoliopsida; Fabales; Fabaceae. The record is from the annotation of a GenBank genome assembly.
AUGAACAUUGGAACAUGUUCGAUUCUACGGUUCCAAUUUCCAAUCUGGAACUUCAGAAAACCCCUAAUCUCUACGCGUUUCAAUAUGCGUUUGUUAUCUGUUCGAAAUUCCUCAGCUUCAUCCAUUGCCACCACCACCACUGAACCCACAAACUCGAAGAAGAACGAACCCUGGUUGAUCGUCGGCCUCGGUAAUCCCGGUAAAAAGUACGCUGCUACACGCCACAAUGUGGGAUUUGAAAUGGUUGAUGCUAUAGCUGAAGCUGAAGGGAUAUCUAUGAGUACUGUUUCCUUCAAAGCUCUUUUUGGAAAAGGUUUUAUAGGCGAUGUACCAGUAUUACUUGCAAAACCACAGACAUUUAUGAAUGCAAGUGGUGAAUCUGUAAGUCUCAUGUCUAGAGAAUCUUCAGAUGUUGGGGCCAUAGUUUCAUAUUACAAGAUUCCAUUGAAGCAAAUCUUUGACGACAUGAUCUUCUGUUUUUCUUGCAGAAUGAAAAGUGUUAUUAAUCACUUAAAAGGGAAUUCUGGUUUUCCUUGCUUAAGAAUUUGGUAUUGGACGACCACCAGGAAAAAUGGAUCUUAUCUCAUUCGUUCUACGAUCAAUUCACUAAACAGAAAAGGGAAGAACUGA